GCUGCUGCGUUUCUUCCUUGCACUCGCUGCUACCUCCGGGGGUUGAGUUUCCUGGGCGAGACGGAUGCAGCUGCAGUUCCGGGAGCCAGCCGGGGGUUGAGCCGCUGCUGACCGGGGGAGAGACCUGGAUCCGAGCCCCCUCCGCGCCCAGCCCUGGCGGGGGACUUUCUCCGGGGGCUGGAACCAGCCCCGGGCUCUGCCAACACCAGCCCCUGAGCCGGAGCCUGCAGGAGCUGGUGGCUUUCCAUGAGGAGUCUGCGCCUCUCUGCAGGGUGCAGCGGGCUGGCGGAGAGCCCUCCGCAGGGACGCCAUGCAGGAGAAUUAUGAGACGCUGAUAUCUCUGGAAGAGAUGGCCAUCAGCAUGCCGCGAAUCACUGCGAUGGCCGAAUCCCAUCGCAGGGAGCUGGUGUCGGCGGGAUUUCCAAUUUCUAAGCCUGACCUGCUCUCCUGGAUGGAACGAGGGGAAGAACCGUGGGUCCCAGAUCUCCAGGCCUCUGAGGACAGGGAGAUCCCGAGAAGCAGCAGUCCAGGUGAAGGGUCAGGGAGUGAAGAGGAGGAGGAGGAGGAGGAAGAAGAGGAGGAAGAGGAAGAGGAGGAGCAGCCACCAGGGUCUCCUGGGAAAACAGAGCUGCAGGAGACAUCAUCGGACAAAGAGGAGGUGGAGAAUCCCAGCCCAGGGCCGGAUGGGAAACUGCAGAACUUGGAGGGGAAGAAUCAGGACAAACCUGCCAGCCAGACAGGAGUCCUCAAGCAGCCGCCAGCGCCCACGGGCAUGGACAAGGCAUUCCGCUGCGCCGAAUGCGGGAAGACCUUCAGCCAGCGGUCCAACCUGAUCCGGCACCAGCGCCUCCACGCAACCGACAAGCCCCACAAGUGCUCCGAGUGCGAGAAGAGCUUCGGCGAGCCGGCGGCGCUGGCCCGGCACCAGAAGUCCCACGCGGCCGGGAAGCCCUUCCAGUGCGGGGACUGCGGGAAGGGCUUCAACUGGAGCUCCCACCUGGAGCGGCACCGGCGCAUCCACACCGGCGAGCGGCCCUACGAGUGCGGGGACUGCGGGAAAGGCUUCAGCGUCAGCUCCCACCUGGAGCGGCACCGGCGCGUCCACACUGGCGAGCGGCCCUACGAGUGCGGGGACUGCGGGAAAGGCUUCAGCGUCAGCUCCCACCUGGAGCGGCACCGGCGCAUCCACACCGGCGAGCGGCCCUACGAGUGCGGGGACUGCGGGAAAGGCUUCAGCGUCAGCUCCCACCUGGAGCGGCACCGGCGCGUCCACACUGGCGAGCGGCCCUACAAAUGCGAGGAGUGCGGCAAGCGCUUCACCGUCAGCUCCACCCUGACCCAGCACCGCCGGGUCCACGCCGCCGACAAGCCCCACCGGUGCCAGGACUGCGGCAAAGCUUUCGGGCUGGGCGCUGCCCUCCUGGCCCACCAGCGGAAGCACCGGGGGGAAAAACCUUUCCAAUGCCCUGAGUGUGGCAAAGCCUUCGGCUUCACCUCCCACUUGGAGCGGCACCGGCGCGUCCACACCGGGGAGCGGCCCUUCCAGUGCGACGACUGUGGGAAGAGCUUCAGCCGCAGCUCCCACCUCUACCGGCACCGGCGCGUCCACACCGGGGAGAAACCGCGGAAAUGCGCCGACUGCGGGAAGAGCUACCAUCUCAGUGCCACCACCGUGGCCCAGCUCCAGGCCGCACCUGCUGGCAGCGGGAGGGAUCCCACCAAGUGUGCCGACUGCGGGCGCCGGCGCGUGCCGCCGCCGGCCGCCGUACCGGAGCCUGCCCCGGCACCUUCGGGCUGCGCGGAUAAACCCCACAAGUGCCCUGAGUGUGGGAAGGGCUUCGGACAGAGCUCCUCGUUGGUGAAGCACCAGCGGAUUCACACCGGCGAGCGGCCCUUCCAGUGCGGCGAGUGCGGCAAAUGCUUCGGCUGGUGCUCGGCCCUCAUCAAGCACCGGCGCAUCCACACUGGGGAGCGGCCGUACCGCUGCGGCGACUGCGGGAAGGCCUUCAGCGUCAGCUCCCACCUGGACCGGCACCAGCGUGUCCAUGCAGGCGACAAGCCGCACCGCUGCCCCGAGUGCGGGAAGGGCUACGGUGAGCCGGCGGCGCUGGCCAAGCACCAGAAAUCCCAUGCCGCCGGAAAGCCCUUCCAGUGCGGGGACUGCGGGAAGGGCUUCGCUUGGAGCUCCCACCUGGAGCGGCACCGGCGCAUCCACACCGGCGAGCGGCCCUACGAGUGCGGGGACUGUGGGAAAGGCUUCAGCGUCAGCUCCCACCUGGAGCGGCACCGGCGCGUCCACACCGGCGAGCGGCCCUACAAAUGCGACGAGUGCGGCAAGGCCUUCGCCGUAAGUUCCACCCUGGCCCAGCACCAGCGGGUCCACUCUGGCGGCCGGCCCCACCGCUGCAAAGACUGCGGGAAGCGGUUUGCGGCGGGGGCCCAGCUGCUGGCCCACCAGCGGGCCCACCGGGGCGAAAAACCCUACCCCUGCGGCGUCUGCGGCAAGAGCUUCGGCUUCAUCUCCCACCUGGAGCGGCACCGGCGCGUCCACACGGGCGAGAAGCCGUACAAGUGUCCCGACUGUGGCAAGGCCUUCAGCCGCAGCUCCCACCGCAACCGCCACCAGCGCGCCCACGCUUCCGCCUCCCAACACCGGCCCUUUAAGGGAGGGGGCGGGGCUGAGGCGGAGAAAGACUCCGCCCCCUCUGGCCCGGCCAAACCACAGAGAGGCCCUGCCGCCGCCGCUGAGGCUGCCCUCUCCCUCCUGCCAACCUGGUGGGGGGGAAGGGGAGAGGAGGAGCAGCCAGCCCCCGGCCUGGGCGGAGGACGCCACAGCGGCAGCCGUGCCCUUCCCCCACACUGCCGGGGGGCUGCGAGGAUGGGGCAUGAAAGCCUUCCCUGCCCCGGACGUGGCUCCCACCCCGUGGCGGCUGGGGGAUGGUAGCUCAGGCUGGGCGUCCGCCCUGCCCCAGGAGGCCUGGCCCCAGCUGCCGCCCACUUCCUAACCAGCCUCCCGUCCUUCUCCGGAGCUGUUUACUGGGGCCAGUGCCCCCCCGCCCCCUUCCCAGAACGGGACAGGCAACAGGCCCGCCUCUCUAGGACAGACAGUGGGUGCUCCUGGCAGCUGUCGGGCGCUAACCCAGCCGCCCCACAGGGCAGGGAUACGGUCUGAUCAACGAGAGGUGGUCUCCCGCCACGCACGCACCCACCCGUGCCCUGUCCCGUGGCCGCCACUGGCCUGAGGAUGUGUCACCCCCGAGAGCACCAGGCUCACCCCCGGAUCCCACGCCUGAGGGGGAUGGGAACCAGAGGGGAGGAGGUCACUUGAGUAUCGGGGAGGUGUGGGGGGGAUGAGAAUUAGCAGGGGAGGGGGGCAAAUUAAGCACCUGGAGCACAAAGGAGGAGGUGAGGACGAGGUGCUGGGAGGGGGCAGGAUUGAGUGCUUGGGGGGUAGGGUUGCCACCCAUGUAGUUUUCACCCAGACAGUCUGGGUUUUGGCUUGUGUGUCCGGGUGCCAUUUGACAAGCCCUGAUGUCCAUUUUUUUUUAAUCGGGGGGGAACAGGGAAGAGGCGGAGCAGGGGUGUGGGGCCUCAAGGAAAGAGGUGAAGGGGCAAGGCCUCAAGGGAAGAGGUAGAGAAGGGGCGGGACCUCAGGGGAAGAGGCGGAGAAGGGGCAGGGCCUCGGGGGAAGAGGCGGAGAAGGGGGAAGGGCCUUGAGGAAGAAGCAGAGGGAUGGGGAUUCAGGACUCCGGUUACCAGCCAUUAGAAACGUGACCAACCUAUUUGGGGGGCUGGCAGAGGUGGGGACUUGUGUUUGGGGAACUGGGUGGGGAUGGUUGAUGGGUGCAGGGGGUGUGCAGGCGAUCGGGGUGCUGGCAGGGCUGAGAAGAGUCGGCCUCUGACUGAGCAUUGUGGGAAGGAAGAAUCUCAUCUCCACACUCAGUUGAGCAUCACAUUCAUAUAGCUCCUCUGGGUGUCACACUUAUACCAUUCCCAUCAACCAGCCCGCCCCCCCCACCUGAGUGCCACUUUUAUAUGAUUCCCCAACAGCCUCCCAGCCUGAAUGGUACAUUAUACUGUUCCCCAAUAGCCCCCGGUGGUGUCACAUUUGCACCGUUAGGCAAGUGAUUAUUCACAUUUCUGAUUCAGGGAGGUUUCACAGGAGACUCCAGGAUUUUUGCCGACACCAACACUGACAAUCGAGCAUAGGAGGCAGAGACCCGCGCGGGGGAAGGAAGUGAGACCCCAAUCCCAUUAGCAACAUGAGAUAGGAGUGAAAGGAGGAGAGAGGGAGAGGCUGGAUUUGGGACACAGCCGGGUUUGGUUUUGGGAAGCCGUGUCUGAGAACUCGCUGCAUGGGUGAGAAGCCAGAAAUGUCUGGAGCGGCAAGUGCUGAUCUCUGUGGCUACAAAUGACGCUGCAGAAGGAGUAAAGGGGGGUGUCUCCCCCCAGUUCCUCAAUAGGGCGAAUCUGACCUGAGAAGGAAGCCGGGAGAGAUAAUAGUCCAGGUCGCAUCAGAAUCCAGGCCAAUCCCCUCCACUCAAGCCACAGGCAGAAAGGCCUGACAGCCCAGCUGUUGUCCACUCACACUCACCCCCACAGGUACACUAGCACCAAGGGGACAGAACUGGAAUUGGAGACAGAGGCCCUGCUGGAAUCUGUCCCCUGCCUGGGAGAUCAGCUGCCAGCAGAGAAGGAGUUAACAUUACAAUAUCCUGUAACUGUAACAACUGAUUCCUUACCUCCCAUUAAACCCCGAUCCUGGAAUUUCCUGGGCCUGGGUCAUUUGCUUUUAGAACUGGAUUCAUUGUUCUGUCUGUUUGCUUGUAAUUUAAGAUUCUUUAUUGUUUGGCGUGACGGGACCUAGAAUCAGCCAUGGACUCUGAUAUCUUUCCCCUGUAAAUGCAGCCUCCUGGAUUGGGAUCAGUGCAUUCGGGGUGGGCAGAAGGGUUCUUUCAUUUUGUUCCUUGCUUUUCACUAGCUGUAAUAAAGUAGCGCUUAAGUUUCCAACA
Molecule: messenger RNA, 5012 nt
Organism: Chrysemys picta bellii (western painted turtle)
Lineage: Eukaryota; Metazoa; Chordata; Testudines; Emydidae
Product: zinc finger protein 345-like
Biological process (GO): regulation of transcription by RNA polymerase II
Molecular function (GO): DNA-binding transcription factor activity, RNA polymerase II-specific; RNA polymerase II cis-regulatory region sequence-specific DNA binding
Source: RefSeq, a predicted model, not a curated record